CGAGGGAGAUGGCUAAUCUGUAGGCAGAUGGCUAAGAUGGUGGCUUCACGAAUACAAGGCGGCCCCAAACUAGGUUUUAGCCGUCGGACCAGGCUUGCUUUCUUCCGUGCCGCAGCGGCCAGACCACCGUAGAAAGCGUUCGGAGGAAACGAAGGGAAGGCAGUUCCAUGCUCCCGUUCUUCCCGGCUUCUCGUUUUUCCCUCAAAGAAAGCGAGCGGAUGGGAGCAGGAGACGAGGAGGCGAUGGGGAAGCGAGAGAAGCGAGAGGAAUUCAACGUCAUAGGUACAGCACCGAAGAUGGGAGAGGAGGAGGUUCGUAUGGUGGAGGAGAUACUGGGUUAUAGAUUUGGUAACAAAGAUCUGGUGGAGGAGGCUCUGACUCACGGCUCGUUCUACUUGCCGUACAAACCGGCGAAGUCGUAUGAGAGGCUGGAGUUUAUGGGGGACGCUGUGCUCACCUGCAUCGUGGCGAGGGAGGUGUUCUCCUCAUACCCAGAUCUCUCCCCCGGCCCCCUCACGCGUCUCCGCGCCGCCAACGUCGACACCGAAAAGCUCGCCCGCGUCGCCGUGGAGCAUGGCCUCCACCGCUAUCUCCGCCACAAGGCCCCCCAGCUCGAGGCCCAAAUCCAAGAUUUUAUGCAAGCCAUGAUGGAAUAUCCAAUCCAUUCCAACGGCCUUGUCGACCCACCCAAAGUCCUGGCGGACAUUGUUGAAUCCCUCCUUGGAGCCGUAUUUUUAGACACCAACAGCUCUUUGGAAACUGUUUGUGAGAUAUUUAGGAGGCUAGCUGCGCCACUGAUCAAUCCAGAGACUUUGGGAAAACACCCAAUGAGCGAGCUGUAUGAACUCUGUCAAAAGCUAAAGAUGGAUGUCACGUUCUUGAAGGGCGUGUGGCCUGAAAACCCAAAGAUUGACGUCUUGGUUGAUGGCAAAUUGGUGGGGAGUGGUAACGGCCAGAAAAAGGAAAUUGCUCAAAAUCGUGCCGCGAAGGCCGCGUUGGACAGGCUCAAAGAGACUUUAGGCGACUUGGACUCGACGACACUCGACCAUCCAGACUAAGAUGCCUCCUUAUUAUCACCGAGAUUGGGAUGAGGGCGCCUGGCCUCUGCGUUGAAUGCAUACCAUGUCUUCUCAUCAUGACCGAGACUGAGAUGAUAUUUUUUUAUUAAGAGGUUGAGAUGAUGUUGCCUGACGUCUACGUUUAAAUGUAUAUAAUUCUUGCUGGUUGGCUUCAAGACAUUAGCUACAUGCUCCUUGAGUUUGUACCUCCAUAGUGUAAAGUUCAGCAACGCGCAAAAUGUUCUGUUGUGUAAGGAAAAAAGCUGCAAUUUAUAAAAAUAAAUGUUUACAUGUGUGCAGCUGACCAGACUAGUGUUGGGGAUGUGAGUGGUACUCUAGAAGCUAUUCAGUUCGUUGCUUCUUUAUUCUGAAUCAUGAUCGAUGUAUUCUCUAAAUUAUUUACAAUUAUUUU
Elaeis guineensis (African oil palm) is the source of this 1470-nucleotide messenger RNA. Its product is annotated as ribonuclease 3-like protein 3. Gene Ontology annotation, biological process: siRNA processing; rRNA processing. Gene Ontology annotation, molecular function: RNA binding; ribonuclease III activity. The record is from RefSeq and is a predicted model, not a curated record. NCBI's taxonomy places the organism in Eukaryota, Viridiplantae, Streptophyta, Magnoliopsida, Arecales, Arecaceae. Gene Ontology annotation, cellular component: nucleus; cytoplasm.